Micropterus dolomieu (smallmouth bass) is the source of this 2790-nucleotide messenger RNA. Its product is annotated as ankyrin repeat domain-containing protein 13C. Gene Ontology annotation, molecular function: protein binding. The record is from RefSeq and is a predicted model, not a curated record. The coding region runs from base 328 to 1899 and encodes 523 amino acids. Lineage: Eukaryota; Metazoa; Chordata; Actinopteri; Centrarchiformes; Centrarchidae. Gene Ontology annotation, cellular component: cytoplasm. The transcript is spliced from 13 exons.
GCCGAAUCUUCCGUACUAGCAAAGAUGCUCUGUAGUCAACUGGAGCGGCUUAUGUUGUGCAGCAACCAGCGAUAGUUUUGGACGAUAGGAGCAGAGCGAACGGUUUGUUUUCAUCGUUAACCGGUGAACGGGAGCUGCUCUUUGUUCGUCUUCGAACAAACUGUCGUUUUUUGCAUAUCCAGCGGAGGGUUAAGUUAAGUGUUUUCAUGUUGUGCAAUUUACAGUGUUUGCGUGAAGACUCCCUAACUGGCGGAUCGCAUCAGUUCGCCCGGAGGGUCAUCGUCAGCGACGACACCCUCUGCUCAGUUAGCGUCAGCUGUUUAGAAAAUGACCGGAGAGAAGAUCCGCUCCCUGCGCAAGGACCACAGGCCGAGCAAGGACCAGGAUUUACUGGAGCCGGACGAGGAGGCUGCAACCGGGACGUUCACCGCCUCCAAGACGAACAACAAGAGCAGAGCGAGUAAAAUCUUCAGUAAUCACAAGUUAAACAAGUCUUCGUCCACGCAGCAGCAGAACCAACAGUCGCAGAUUAAUGCUAACACCAACACGCUGUCAACGUCGGAUGUCAUCGAUGACAACAACAAAAACCCCAUUAUCCGAACCGCGCAAGACUUUCCGGUGCAUGAAUGUGUCUUUAAAGGAGAUGUCCGACGCCUGUCUUCCCUCAUACGGACGCAGAAUAUCGCCCAGAAAGACGUCCAUGGAAACACGCCGUUGCACCUCGCUGUCAUGAUGGGGCACAAAGAAUGUGCCCACCUGCUGCUGGCCCACAAUGCACCAGUGAAGGUGAAGAACGCUCAGGGAUGGAGCCCCCUUGCUGAAGCCAUCAGCUAUGGAGACCGACAAAUGAUCACAGCGCUGCUGAGGAAGCUUAAGCAACAGUCCAGAGAGAGUGUGGAGGACAAGAGGCCCAAGCUGCUGAAAGCCCUGAAAGAACUUGGAGACUUUUACUUGGAGCUUCACUGGGACUUUCAAAGCUGGGUGCCUUUGCUCUCCAGAAUCCUGCCUUCAGAUGCGUGUAAGAUCUACAAGCAGGGCCUCAACAUCAGAUUGGACACUACCCUGAUAGACUUCACAGACAUGAAGUGUCAGCGCGGUGACCUGAGUUUUAUCUUCAACGGCAAUGCCAUCCCUUCCGAGUCUUUUGUUGUGCUGGACAACGAGCAGAAAGUCUACCAGCGGAUACACCAUGAGGAGUCGGAGAUGGAGACAGAGGAGGAGGUGGACAUUCUGAUGAGCAGCGAUGUGUACUCCGCCACGCUCUCCACCAAGUCCAUCACCUUCUCCAGGGCGCAGACCGGCUGGCUGUUCAGAGAAGACAAGACGGAGCGUGUGGGAAACUUUCUGGCAGAUUUCUACUCCGUGAACGGCCUGGUGCUGGAGUCCCGGAAGAGACGCGAGCAUCUGAGCGAGGAGGACAUCUUGAGGAACAAAGCCAUCAUGGAGAGCCUUAGUAAAGGAGGGAAUCUCAUAGAGCAGAACUUUGAGCCAACGAGGAGGCAAUCUCUGACUGCCCCGUCACCCAACACUAUAUCCUGGGAAGAAUACAUCAGUGCUGACAAUGGAAAAGCACCCCAUCUGGGAAGAGAGCUGGUCUGCAAAGAGAGCAAGAAAAACUUCAAAGCCACGAUAGCCAUGAGUCAAGACUUCCCUCUCGGCAUUGAAUCGUUACUGAAUGUUCUGGAGGUAAUUGCACCCUUCAAGCACUUUAAUAAACUCAGGGAGUUUGUUCAGAUGAAGCUCCCCCCUGGCUUUCCCGUCAAACUUGACAUUCCUGUCUUUCCUACGAUCACAGCCACGGUGACGUUUCAGGAGUUUCGCUAUGAUGAGUUUGACGAGUCCAUUUUUACCAUUCCCAACGACUAUAAAGAAGACCCUAGCCGCUUCCCCGACCUUUAACCUCUCAAGCUGGAACAGGAAACAAACAUGCAACAAGGCAACAGUGUGCUACAAAACAUAACUUUCUGAAUUACAAAAGGAAAAUUUGGAGUGAAAAAACAGCGCCCAUCGUUUCUUGACAGUUUAUGGAUUCCGUCGCCCAUCUCGACCCUGAAUACAGACCGCAAACAAGACGAUCAGACUUUGACAUACAUGACAAAAAUGGCGUCUUCAGAGCUGAUGGAGGCCCACUGUGGCAGAGAGGUUCCACAUCUCAUCGUGUUAACAGUGUUUCGAAGUGUAGUGUUGCAGGUUCUCACUCUCACCAUCAGAUUUGGUUUAAUCCAGCCAUCCGAGGCAGGAAGUGCGAGUAACUUGAAGCCGAGAGUCUGAACCGCUCAUCAGUGAAAGGGCAUUGAAGUUUAAACGAGUGACAGGAGAGCAGGUGAGUUCUCUGUUUACCCGGUAUAAGCAGAAGACGGUCAACCAGUUCAUUUGAUGCUAUUAUUGAAGUAUGUAAAUAAUGUUUAUAAAGGGAAUGUUUUUAACUGACUUGUAGUAAAGCACUGAUACUACUUGUGACACAAAGGGGAGGAAUUCCCACAAACUGACUUUUUAGGUUAUUUUUCCUGCUUAAAUAGACUUUGUCAAGUUGUCAAGUUGCAAAAGUAAUUUGCAGUUUUGUGAUAUUAGAUUUGGCCUCAAUGAGACAUUGACCUGUAUAUAAUCUAAUGUACACCUGUCACAGGUGAAGUGGAUUCUUUUGUAGGAUAAUAACCUAAAAAUCUGUUUUUGCAGGAUUCCACUUUAACUCUACACAUUGUUACUGUGUGUGUGUGUGUGUGUGUGUGUGUGUGUGUGUGUGUGUGUGUGUGUGUGUGUGUGUGUGUGUGUGUGUGUGUGUGUGUGUGU